This is a messenger RNA of Fusarium vanettenii 77-13-4, 1716 nucleotides long. RefSeq lists its product as uncharacterized. The coding region runs from base 1 to 1716 and encodes 571 amino acids. Lineage: Eukaryota; Fungi; Ascomycota; Sordariomycetes; Hypocreales; Nectriaceae. The record is from RefSeq and is a predicted model, not a curated record. Gene Ontology annotation, molecular function: transmembrane transporter activity. The transcript has 6 exons. Gene Ontology annotation, cellular component: membrane. Gene Ontology annotation, biological process: transmembrane transport.
AUGCCAAAUGAAUAUCCCAUGCCCCUAUCUUACCCCAAUCCAUCUCUGGGCCAGAUGGCGAUACUGGAGGAACAAAGAGGCGGAGACAUGGGCUCGACAAGAACUAUUUCUGGACUACGGAAGCAUUCUGUUACUGGACCUCGACAGGCGGUCCUCGUAAUAUCUCUCGACACUUCCAUCGUCUCAACUUCUCUCGUUACCAUCUCGCACGAUCUCAAUGACUUUGUUAAUGCACCAUGGAUUGUCCUGGCCUACCUUUUAACUUAUAUGGGAUUCGCAGUUUGUGUCUCGAAACUCAGUGACAUUUACGGGAGGCGCAACAUGCUCGUGGUGUCAUGGGUCUUCUUUGUUGGUUUCUCACAAGGUUGUGGAUCGGCUACCAGUAUGACGGCUUUGAUUGUAUGCCGAGCCUUCCAGGGAAUGGGGGCUUCCGGCUUGUACAGCUUGACACAGAUCGGUCUGGUAGAAGUUGGACCCUCCCACCGGCCGAGCUUGAUCGGGGCCAUGAUUGGAGCCACUCUCGCAGUUGCCUUUGUGCUAGGCCCUAUUAUCGGCGGUGCUGUUUCUCAGCUUUCGGAUUGGAGAUGGUUGUUCAAUAUGAACAUCCCCUUUGGCCUUGCGACGAUCCUCGCUAUCACGAACCUAUGGCCACAUGAGGACGUAGCACACAUCUUUUCUUGGAAGGCAUUUACCAGCAUCGACUUCAUCGGCAGUGCAACACUCCUCAGCAGCUCUGGAUUCUUGGUGUUUGCCGUUCAACAGGCCGGGUCGCAGACAUUUUCUUGGGGAAGCCCAGAGAUCAUCUCGGCCCUGGCCAUCUCAGGUGUCAGCUGGAUCGUGUUUGUGUGCUGGGAGGUGUUCCUAGAGACGAAGCCACACCGUCGCAUCGAGCCCAUAUUCCCUAUACGGUUAAUGUUGCGACGAGUGUACUUUGCGGGGUUGCUCGUGACCAUGUUUACAGGCUUCCCAUACAUUUCUCUCUCGAUUGUCAUUCCCGAACGAUUUCAAAUUGUCAACCGCGAAGGAGUCCUUAUGGCAGGGCUACACAUUCUCCCUUUACUGGGUGCCUGUGCUAUAGGAUCGUUUCUAGGGGGCGCAAUAUCCAGCAAGAAGAACAACACAUCUUUUACUCUACUGGGUGCAUCAUGCCUUCAGCUGCUUGGUGUUGGGCUAAUGUCGACGAUGACUAGGCCUGACGGCUACGUCAAAGCUCAGUACGCCUUUCAAGCCAUUUUUGGACUGGGAGUUGGCCUGUCAUUCUCUGCAGCUACCAUCAUGACAAGUAUCCUUGCUGCCGAACGUAGCGAGCUUGCUUCUGCCCAAGGGGCUGUGGCGCAAGCUCGAGUACUGGGAGGCUGCAUUGGGCUGUCGAUUUGCACCGUCAUAUUCAACUCGCAUGUCAACAGAUAUCUCCAGGAGCAUCUCACCUCGACGCAGCUCGAAAACCUGCAUCGCUCACCAUUGACAAGUCUGCACCUUCCGAUGGGCCUUCAGGACCUGGUCAAACAAGUUUAUGCCGGUGCUUUUGCCGAAGAGAUCAAAAUCAUGAUGCUCGUCUGCGCUGUCAUGGUGGUGAUAUCUCUGUUCACCUUGGAACGGCGCCCUGAGCCCCUGGAGCGGUUGACAGCCUUUCCGAAGGAUGAGCUUUCUUCAAGGCGAGGGAGUGACUCAGCAACAGAAAUGACUGACAUUUCCAGCGCUGAAAGAUGUGUCUAG